Molecule: messenger RNA, 1290 nt
Organism: Bacidia gigantensis
Lineage: Eukaryota; Fungi; Ascomycota; Lecanoromycetes; Lecanorales; Ramalinaceae
Exons: 3
Coding region: 1-1290 (429 amino acids)
Source: RefSeq, a predicted model, not a curated record
AUGGACAAGAAAUGCGAGAGCAAGCGUACCAACAGGAAGCAACGCACUGGUAUUGACCCGUCGGCCAAACAUCAAUCGAGUACAAAAUCUGGUUCACUGCACGCCUCCAUCAAUGUCCCGACACAAGGCAUCAUCAUGAAACAGAUGGGCAGGCCAAGGAAAAAGAGACGCGAUGAAGAAACCCAAUCCUCAGCGACUGAGCAGUGGGGGUUUGGUGAAGGUGUCCAAGAUAUGAGCUCCUCUUCAGCUCAGACAGAUAGCACAAUGACCUCACCAUAUGCGGACCUCCUGGCUCCUCAACUUUCUCCUACCAUGUAUUCAGGAUUCAGUGGCAUGGGGGAAUCCAGCGGCAAUAGCAUCGGCUAUGACUUCAGUGGCAUGAACGCGACGUAUAUGAGUGCUCCUCAGGCCAGCUCUACACUGUAUGGAAUGAGCCCACCGACUGUAGGGCUAGAUUAUUGCCAGGACUUCAACAACCGAGCCUUCCUUCCCAACGCCCAGCCGUGGACGUCUUCACCUCCUACCCAAUUCUCUCCUAUCACACAACCCAACAACUUCUCGCCGGUUCAGAGUCACGUGCCAAUACCCGAUCAGCUACCUACGCCGCCAAGCACGACCUUUGACUUGACGUCCCCAACGUCAUCCGGGUCCUGCAAUUGCAUCCCAACCAUCUACAAGACCCUCUCAGAAUUUCCCCCCAGUGUCGCUGCACCAUCCUUCCCAGCAACCCUGGUACCUCUGAAAAGAGUUAUCAACGUGGCUCUAGGCUGUCUCUCCUGCAGUCUCUGCGGCUUGACCUACAAUAGCGCACUGCAGAACAGCAUGGGUCUCAUGACCCUGCUCCAUCUGUCCGUAGUCACAUACAGGACCUUGUUGCACAACAUUGAUGUACAAGCACACGGAAUGGGCGAUCGCAAAAUCUCAUACCGAAUGGGGGAGCUACAGGAUCAUCCCGCAUCGUCACAUUUGCACACCGGCACCAACGACUGCCCAAUGGGCAUGUCGGUGGACCUCUCAGGGACCGAAUGGAGGACGCUGGCCCGCAAGGCAGUAAAACAAGACAUUUGGGGCAGGACAAAAGACCAAGCUGAUACAAUGGUACAAGUCCUAAAGGAGAUGGCGGCAAGGCAGCGUAUAUGGCACGGUCAAUUUGCAAACGAUUCGCCGCAUCAUGCGCACAACCACCAACAGAUUCCCAACCUUGGAGGACAGCAAGGGUCCAAUUGUAUAUGUAUUCAGGCCCAACAAAUCGAUAAGUUGAAGCGUGAGGUGGAUGAGCUUAGGUUAUGA